GUUUAGCGAGGAGGCGCGCCCUUAUCCGGACAUCUUGGCUCAAGUGCUGUACUUCACUUAUUGGGUUCAUCCGGGAAUUCGAAUGCGUAAAUGCAGCCAUGUUGGCUCUGUAUUUUCUAGUUUCAUACAUUUCAGAGGGAGGAGCCUUUGGAUUUUGGACAAGAGUAGCAGCUUCGGAGCAGAGAGUGGCACUCAGGGAAAAAAGGCCAGGAGAAAAACGAUAGCCGUAAAUUUCGGAAUUUUUAGUGGAAUACGCUGCAUCCAUUGGAGCCAAGGCGUUUACUGCAAAUUCAGAGAGCAGCCAUGCGUGUGUUGGAGGAGGAAUGUAAGCUCCAGUGAUUCGUGCAGCUAACGGUACAAAUCAAGAAACGUUAUACAUAAGGCUCCGUACCCUGUACAGUCUAAUUAAUCCUGCUAGCUAGCUUUAGAUUGUCAACCAUUUUCACUAAGCUAGGAUCUUAGCUAGCUGCUUGUGCAGCCGCGCUACGGAUGUUGCUGCCAAAUCGUCGGAAAACUGGUUUCUUUCUCACCGACGACAUCAUCUUCGGAUCAGCGUUUUAAUCGACGCUCCCGGUGCAGCGGUCAGCGCGGAUCAGCGGAUUAGAGAGCCGGGCUGCUAGACGAGGAAGGAGAAGGUGGGGCGGAGGAGUGUCAGCCCCAUAACGCACAUCGCAAAGCAAGCGAGCUGGCUAGCUAGUUAGCCGGUUUCUGUCACUGGCAUUCCUGGGAAUAAUCAUAUGAACGGGAAAUAUCUGCGGUGAAUAGCAGCCUCGUGAUUUUCAACGCAUAUUGAGUUUGCAUCUCAACGCAGAACCAAACAAAGCUGCAGCCGUCGAUUGCAUUCACAAAUACAUCCCAGGUUUUGACGGAUUUCCCCGGAGAUAACGUUAGCAAGCUAGAAUCCCCGAUUCCCGUUGGACCAUGGCUGACGACGACGUGCUGUUUGAAGAUGUAUACGAGCUGUGUGAGGUGAUCGGGAAGGGGCCAUUUAGUGUGGUGCGCAGAUGCAUUAACCGGGACACAGGACAGCAGUUUGCUGUGAAGAUUGUGGAUGUGGCCAGUUUCACCUCCAGCCCUGGGCUCAGUACAGAAGAUCUGAAGCGAGAGGCUAGUAUCUGUCACAUGCUGAAGCAUCCUCACAUUGUAGAACUCCUGGAAACAUACAGCUCAGAUGGAAUGCUCUAUAUGGUUUUUGAGUUUAUGGAUGGGGCAGAUCUUUGUUUUGAGAUUGUGAAGAGGGCAGAUGCAGGUUUUGUCUAUAGUGAGGCUGUGGCCAGCCACUACAUGCGUCAGAUAUUAGAAGCACUGCGCUACUGCCAUGACAACAAUGUUAUUCACCGAGAUGUCAAGCCUCACUGUGUGCUCCUGGCGUCUAAAGAGAAUUCUGCUCCUGUCAAGCUGGGUGGUUUUGGGGUGGCCAUUCAGCUGGGCGAGUCUGGCUUGGUGGCUGGAGGGCGGGUAGGCACGCCUCACUUCAUGGCCCCUGAAGUGGUUAAGAGGGAACCAUAUGGGAAGCCUGUAGAUGUGUGGGGCUGCGGUGUCAUCCUCUUCAUCCUGCUCAGUGGCUGCCUUCCCUUCUAUGGCACUAAGGAGCGCCUGUUUGAGGGCAUUAUUAAAGGCAAAUACAAGAUGAACCCUCGGCAGUGGAGCCAUAUCUCAGAGAGUGCAAAAGACUUGGUGCGGCGCAUGCUGAUGCUGGACCCUGCUGAGAGGAUUACCGUCUAUGAAGCCCUCAAUCACCCUUGGCUAAAAGAGCGGGAUCGCUAUGCCUACAAGAUCCACCUGCCUGAGACUGUGGAACAGCUGAGGAAGUUCAAUGCCAGAAGAAAGCUGAAGGGAGCAGUGCUUGCUGCUGUAUCCAGCCAUAAAUUCAACUCUUUCUAUGGUGACCCCCCAGAGGAACUUCAUGAUUUCACAGAGGACCCCACCUCCUCAGGAUUGCUUGCUGCAGAAAGGGCAGUUUCUCAGGUUCUGGAUAGUCUAGAAGAGAUCCAUGCACUGACUGACUGCAGUGAGAAAGAUCUGGAUUUCCUACACAGUGUUUUCCAGGACCAACAUUUACACACACUGUUGGAUCUUUAUGACAAGAUCAACACAAGGUCUUCACCACAGAUCAGAAAUCCACCCAGCGAUGCUGUUCAGAGAGCCAAAGAGGUGUUGGAGACAAUCUCCUGUUACCCAGAGAACAUGGAGGCUAAAGAGUUGAGGCGGAUUCUCACACAGCCUCACUUUAUGGCAUUGCUGCAGACACAUGAUGUUGUUGCUCAUGAAGUGUACAGCGACGAGGCACUGAGGGUCACCCCGCCUCCAACCUCACCUUACCUGAAUGGAGAUUCUCCUGAGAGUGUCAAUGGAGACAUGGACCUUGAGAAUGUAACCCGGGUUCGGCUGGUGCAGUUUCAGAAGAACACAGAUGAACCUAUGGGCAUCACUCUAAAAAUGAACGAUCUGAACCACUGCAUUGUAGCUCGUAUUAUGCAUGGAGGAAUGAUCCACAGGCAAGGAACGCUGCAUGUGGGUGAUGAAAUUCGUGAGAUUAAUGGCAUCAGUGUAGCCAAUCAGACGGUGGAGCAGCUUCAAAAAAUGCUGAGGGAGAUGCGUGGGAGUAUCACAUUCAAGAUUGUACCAAGUUAUCGCAGCCAGUCCCUGUCUUGUGAUAAGGACUCACCUGACCUGACCAGACAUUCUCCUGCCAACGGUCAUGCCAGUGUCACCAGCUCCAUUUUGGACUUGCCAGCAACCAUCCAACCCAAAGGACGACAGAUCUCCAGACCUGCAAUCAAGGAUAAAAUGUCCAUGAAGAUAUUCGUACGCGCACAGUUUGAGUAUGACCCCGCUAAAGAUGACCUCAUCCCAUGUAAAGAAGCGGGCAUUCGCUUCCGGGUUGGUGACAUAAUCCAGAUCAUCAGUAAGGACGACCACAACUGGUGGCAGGGAAAGCUGGAGAAUAUGAAGAAUGGUACAGCUGGACUCAUUCCCUCUCCUGAGCUGCAGGAGUGGCGUGUGGCCUGCUUAGCAAUGGAGAAAACCAAGCAGGAGCAGCAGGCCAGUUGUACCUGGUUUGGCAAGAAGAAGAAACAGUACAAAGACAAAUACCUAGCUAAGCAUAAUGCAGUGUUCGACCAACUAGAUCUUGUCACAUAUGAAGAAGUUGUGAAGUUUCCUGCUUUCAAGAGAAAAACACUGGUGUUAUUAGGAGCCCAUGGAGUCGGCAGGCGACACAUCAAGAAUACACUAAUAGCAAAGCACCCAAACAGAUUUGCUUACCCCAUCCCACACACAACCAGAUCUCCUAAAAAGGAUGAGGAAAAUGGCAAGAAUUACUACUUUGUGUCACAUGACCAGAUGAUGCAGGACAUCUCAAACAACGAGUACCUGGAGUAUGGGAGCCAUGAGGAUGCUAUGUAUGGCACACGUCUGGAGACCAUCCGAAAGAUCCAUGAGCAGGGCAUGAUCUCCAUCCUGGAUGUAGAGCCACAGGCACUGAAAGUUUUGCGGACAGCUGAAUUUGCUCCCUAUGUCGUUUUCAUCGCUGCGCCUACUGUCACCCCUGGUAUGAAUGAGGACGAGUCUCUGCAAAGGCUGCAGAAAGAAUCUGAGGCCCUGCAGAAGUCCUAUGCUCACUACUUCGACAUGACCAUCAUCAACAAUGAGAUUGAUGAAACCAUCCGACUACUGGAAGAAGCCAUUGAUGUAGUGUCUACCACCGCUCAGUGGGUGCCUGUGUCCUGGGUCUACUAGCGCCCCCUAUAUGCCACAGUUUUACACUAUUGUGGCCUAGGCUAAUCCUCUUCCUCAGAAAAGAAAAAAAAAAAAGAACCACACACAUUCAUCUCUAACAGAUUCAGACUCACAAACCACUAGUCCAUGUGUUGAUAUCAUCAAGACCCUCCUGUGGGACUGCAAAAGCAUAGUGCUGUACAUAUCUAAACAUAUAAAUAUAUAAAUAUUAAUAUAAAAAGAAUAAAUAUGGUCCUGUACUUAUAGCUAGGGGUUGGACUUUUUGUACUUUGUUUUUUGAAUGAAAGAGACGGCAUCUCAGAGCAAUGAUGAGCACAGUAAGGUGGUCGGUGAUUGGCUGGGGGUGUUGGUUGACAUGAGAGUUUGCGAGGAGGUGUCCAUACACAGAUUUAAUACUUGGGCACAGCCUGAUUGGGCAGAAGAAAAACCCUUGUUCCUUGUCUCACCCCACCAGUCCAACUCAGUUCAAUGUCACAUUUCCUGGACAUGUUCACAGUGGCAUGUCCAUGGACAGUUGAUAAGCACAGUUGGCUUGAGUGCGCCAAAAUUCUAUCUUAUUUAUUUUUCAAAGGGACUGGACCUGUUGGAAGUUUGGUGUCUUUAGCCUGUGCUGGUCUCUCACCCUUUCUUGUUAAUUCCUCUGUUUGUUUAGCACUCUUAAUUUGCACAAUGGACAAUAGAGGGGAUGGGUGCUCUCUCUCUCUCUCUCUCUCUCUCUCUCUCUCUCUCAUUCUUGUAUUCUCUCUCUCUCGCUCUCUCACUUAAUAUCUCUCUCUCAGUUCCUCCUUGUUUCUUUCCAAGUGAAUAAUUCAUAAUGGUUAAAGAGUGCAGUGUGUUUGGUGUAACAAGUAUCAUACUUCUUUCAUCUCCUGAAAAAACAGCAACAAAAAAAGAAUAUUGUCAAAAAGAUGUUUGGGGGAUACAGACACCUAUGCACAUCCCUGUAACUCUGGAACGCUGGUUAACCCUCUGAGUGGACAACCUUUUUCAUGGCCUGUCAAGUGAUGUGUUUGUAAAAUUUUGUCUUUGAAUUUUUUUUUUGUCGUGUGGGUGGGGGGAAAGACAAUUUCCUGGAUCUGCCAUUUCAGAAAUGUGUUGUCUUAAGAGUAUUAUUGUUUUAUGUUUAUCCCAGGAAUAUGGAGACCGAGGAGAUUUUAUUGUGUCUACCUGUUUCCAUGGUACAUACAUUCUUCUGAAAUGAAGAAAUGUUUUGUGCAUAGACAUAAAUGAACUCAGUGUGACAGACUCUUCAUUUCAUAUUUCCCUUGUGUAAAUUUCUCUGAAAAUAAGUUACUCCUCAGUAUGGCUUUUGUAAAUAGAUUUCCUUUCAUGUGUUGGGGAAAAGUAAACUGCCUUUGAAUUCAUGAGAAA
This is a messenger RNA of Pangasianodon hypophthalmus (striped catfish), 5112 nucleotides long. RefSeq names its product calcium/calmodulin-dependent serine protein kinase b (gene caskb). The coding region runs from base 922 to 3741 and encodes 939 amino acids. The transcript has 27 exons. Gene Ontology annotation, biological process: protein phosphorylation; regulation of neurotransmitter secretion. NCBI's taxonomy places the organism in Eukaryota, Metazoa, Chordata, Actinopteri, Siluriformes, Pangasiidae. The record is from RefSeq and is a predicted model, not a curated record. Gene Ontology annotation, molecular function: protein kinase activity; signaling receptor binding; ATP binding. Gene Ontology annotation, cellular component: basolateral plasma membrane; plasma membrane; cell-cell junction.